Messenger RNA from Rattus rattus (black rat), 1029 nucleotides. It is a transcript of the gene Stard4, whose product is annotated as StAR related lipid transfer domain containing 4. NCBI's taxonomy places the organism in Eukaryota, Metazoa, Chordata, Mammalia, Rodentia, Muridae. Gene Ontology annotation, biological process: cholesterol import; intracellular cholesterol transport; cholesterol transport involved in cholesterol storage. Gene Ontology annotation, cellular component: cytosol; endoplasmic reticulum. The record is from RefSeq and is a predicted model, not a curated record. Gene Ontology annotation, molecular function: cholesterol binding; cholesterol transfer activity. The transcript is spliced from 6 exons. The coding region runs from base 184 to 858 and encodes 224 amino acids.
CUUGCUGAAACGCGCGGGGUUGCAGGAGCUGUGAGCUACCUUUUCCUGGACUUGGCGACUGCUUGGCAUCCUCCGCUACCGGUCCGGAAGGAGAGAGGUCGGCGGAACGGGAUCGAGCAGUGCCGAGCGGGGCCGACCGAGGCUGAGCGUUUCCUGGAGCUGCUCCCCGCAGAGGGGAGAGAGAUGGCUGACCCUGGGAGCCGAUGGUCACAGAGUAGCAGGAAGCUCAAAAUGGAAGGACUGUCUGAUGUUGCCUCUAUUUCCACAAAACUUCAGAACACUCUGAUCCAGUAUCACAGCAUUGAAGAAGAUCAGUGGCGGGUUGCCAAGAAAGUGAAAGACGUAACCGUUUGGAGGAAGCCCUCGGAAGAGUUCAAUGGGUAUCUAUAUAAAGCCCAAGGAGUUAUGGAUGACGUGGUCAAUAAUGUGAUAGACCACAUACGCCCAGGGCCCUGGCGCUUGGACUGGGACCGGUUAAUGACUUCACUGGAUAUUUUGGAGCACUUUGAAGAGAAUUGUUGUGUGAUGCGUUACACCACUGCUGGGCAGCUUUUAAAUAUUAUUUCCCCGAGAGAGUUUGUUGAUUUCUCCUAUACUGUGGGCUAUGAAGAAGGACUUUUAUCCUGUGGGGUAAGUGUUGAGUGGAGUGAGACGAGACCAGAGUUUGUCCGUGGCUAUAACCACCCCUGCGGCUGGUUCUGUGUUCCACUCAAAGACAGUCCGAACCAGAGUCUUCUGACAGGCUACAUCCAGACAGACCUGCGUGGCAUGAUCCCUCAGUCUGCGGUAGACACGGCAAUGGCAAGCACGCUAGCCAACUUCUACAGCGAUUUGCGGAAGGCUUUGCGAAAGGCAUAGUGUGUUCAACUCAGUGCCGUGGCUCACUGACUCUACUCUUCUCCCUCUGCUACGUGACGUGUAGAUGUCCUCAGUUUGCUGCGGCCUGUGGGAACGGACACUGGAGGUGUUAUAGGUGCCAUAGUACAAUCUCGUUUUAUAUUAAAAGUAAAUAGCUAUGUAAAUAGGGCA